Suillus subalutaceus is the source of this 1314-nucleotide messenger RNA. RefSeq lists its product as uncharacterized. Lineage: Eukaryota; Fungi; Basidiomycota; Agaricomycetes; Boletales; Suillaceae. The transcript is spliced from 4 exons. Gene Ontology annotation, biological process: regulation of DNA-templated transcription. Gene Ontology annotation, cellular component: nucleus. Bases 1 to 1314 code for a protein of 437 amino acids. The record is from RefSeq and is a predicted model, not a curated record.
AUGGCACCCUCGAGAGCACCAAUAUCACAAGAAAGUAAUGUCACCGACGUAUACGCGCUCUCAUUACUUUCGGAGUACACUCACACUCUUGACUCCCUCCCACUCGACCUCUCUCGUAAUUUUGCGGACCUCCGUGAGCUCGACGCAGUUUUAUCGUCGUCUAUGACAUCCAUCACCGCAAAAAUACAAAAUCUGACAAAGAUGAUCGAAGAUGGCACGGUAGCAAAGCAGGACCGUCUUUUCCUGCUCACAGAUAUAGCAGAGGAAGCUGCGCGUUUGAAACUGGGCGGCGAAGACAAGAUUCGUGUAGCAUGUCAAGCCGCUGACAACCUCAAAAGCCAUACUUCACAUAUGAGGACGCUCCUCACUCUCUUGCCAUCAUUCGAUGUGUCCGCAUUGAACCGCAAGACAACUUAUCCCCAUGUCGCUGUUCGGUCAUACAUGCCCACCAUCGACAACUCGCGUCGUAGAAGAGGCAACUACGGAUCAAUCAUGAAUACCGCAAAUCAUGAAGCCAGCCCUUCCAAACGAAAACGAGCGACGAGAGAAGAUGAUGUGGAUGUCGGGGGCGGGAAGUCGCCUCGCAAGGAGAGGACUGGGGAUAGCACUGCGCAGCGAUCUCGAAAUGGUGCUCGUUCACGAAAACAGGAACGUGCUGCAUCUCCCACAGAAUCCGUUCUUUCUGUCAUCUCGCACACUGUAGCACCAGUGCCUCAAGCCUAUACAGGGACCUCAAGAGCUGGUGGUUCAUCGAGUCGCGUUACCAACCCCUCCAGUAGGCGUUCAAAGCCAAAUCCUAACACCUAUGAUGAGCCGCACGUCAAUGGAUCUGUCAAUGGCCGACGCGAUAUCUUCCCCGCACCACCUUCCGCAUCGGUCUCUCAUCCUUCUUUACCUAUACCUUACGGAUCAAAUGGUUUACAUUCUUAUGAUUUACCUGGUGCUCACACACUUGCCAAUGACUGGGGAGCCCCUCCUCUUGGGCAACUCGAAGGUCCAGGCAUGCCUGUCGCACGGAAUACACACACCGACACGGCCACCGAAGUUGGCGAAGGUGAUGGAGAAGGGGAUGACAGGACCUAUUGCUUCUGCGAGGGUAUAAGCUAUGGAGAAAUGAUCGCGUGUGACGACGUGAAUUGUGAAAGAGAAUGGUUCCAUCUUGCAUGUAUUGGCCUUACGGUACCCCCAGACGGAACGUGGUUCUGCGAUGCUUGCAGGCAGAAGAAGAAUGCAAAACGUGGGUCGAGAGCAAACAAAAAGCGUUCGGGCGGCGGCGGCACGCGGUCGGGCGGCAAAGCUGCUAACAACGGAUAG